AUGACACGCGCUUGGGGCCUCCUGGCGGCCCUGCUGGGCCUGGGGCUGGGCCUGAGCCUGCCGGGGCCCGGGGCCACAGACUGCGGGUCCCUCGGCCCAGUGGAGCGCCUGGCCUUCACCCCAGCGGCCAGGGCCCGGUGGCUGGCCCCUCGUGUCCGCGCUCAGGGGCCCCUGGACCCCCUCUAUGGCACCGUGCACCGCUUCCUGUCCGUGGUGCAGCUCAACCCCUUCCCUGCUGAGCUGGUAAAGGCCCUGCUGAACGAGCCAGCCUCCGUGAAGGUGAACGAGGUGGUGCGGUACGAGGCUGGCUACGUGGUCUGCGCGGCUAUCGCAGCCCUGUACCUCCUGGGGGUGCCCAUCAGCGGGCUCUGUUUCUGCUGCUGUCGCCGCCGCCGCCGGCGCUGUGGGGGCCGCGUGAAGAUGGAGCACGAGGCUAUGGCCUGUGAGCGAGGCGUCCUCCUGGCCUUCCUGCUGCUGACCACUCUUGUGCUGCUGGUUGGCUUGGUCUACGGCUUUGUCACCAACCAGCGUGUGCAUGAGGAGACGCGCCCCAGUGUUGAGGCCGUGCCUGAGACUCUGCUCAGCCUCCGGGGCCUGAUCUCUGAUGUCCCCCAGGAGCUGCAAGCAGUGGUCCGGCAGUUCUCUCUUCCCCAGGAGCGAAUCUUGCAGGAGCUGGACGGUAUCGGCAUGAGCAUCGGGCAUGCCAUCCACAUCCAGCUCAGGAGCACCGUGUACCCAGCGCUGGCCUCAGUGCUCAGCCUGGGCCAGGCCCUGCAGGUCUCCAUGGACCACCUCCGGGUCCUGAACACCACCUCGGUGGAGCUACGGAAGGGGCAGGAGGAACUGGAACCCGUCCUCAUGGCGCACCGGGAGCGCCUUUUGGCCCUGCUGCAGCAGCCCAGCUGCCAGGGCUGUUCAAGGGCCAUGAACCAGGCCCGUGCCCUGGAGCUGGGUGCUGACUUCAGACAGGUGCCCCCUGUGGACGAUGUCCUGCAUCGCCUGAAGGGUGUCCCCGAGGCCAACUUCUCCAGCAUGGUCCAGGAGGAGAACAGCACCUUCAACAUCCUCCCGCUCCUGGCUGCCAAGCAGGCAGCUGAUGUGGUCAGAGAGCUGAAAAAGAAAGUGGCCCAGGAACCCGAGGGGCUGAGGACACUGGCCGAAGAGUUCCCAGGCUCGGAGGAUGCCUCCCGCUGGAGCCGGGCCCUGGAGAACAUGGAACAGGGCAGCCGUUCCUACCUGCAGGAAGUGCAGAGAUACGAGAGAUACAGGUGGAUUGUGGGCUGUGUGCUGUGCUCUGUCAUCCUGCUUGUGGUGGUCUGUAACCUGCUGGGCCUCAGCCUGGGCAUCUGGGGGCUGUCGGCCAGGAAGGACCCCAGCCACUCGGAGGCCAAGGGCGAGACUGGAGCCCGCUUCCUAAUGAUGGGCGUGGGCUUCAGUUUCCUCUUCGCGGCACCUCUCAUCCUCCUGGUCUUUGCUACCUUCCUGGUGGGCGGCAACGUGCAGACGCUGCUGUGCAGGAGCUGGGAGAGCCAGGGGCUGUACAAGUUUGUAGACACCCCGGGGAACUUGCCUCCGUCCAUGAACCUGUCUCACCUUCUUGGCCUCAAGAAGAACAUCAGCUUCCUCACGGCCUAUCAGCAGUGCAAGGAAGGGGCUGUUCUCUGGAAUGUCCUGCAGCUCAACGACUCCUAUGACCUGGAGAAGCACCUGGAUAUCAGCCAGUAUACCACCAAGCUGCAGCAGGAAUUGCAGGGCCUCAAGGUGGCCGUGCAGGACGUGGACCUGCUGAGCCCUGCCGCCCGCCGGGACCUGGAUGCCCUGCAGAGCAGUGGGCUGGAGAAGAUCCACUACCAAGGCUUUCUCGCUCAGACCCAGAAGCCCAUGGUGAAAACCGACAUAGAGAAGCUGACAGAGAAUCUGGAAGAACUGGCCCAGGCCCAGGAUGAUGCUGCAUUGGGGCAGCAGCUGCAGGAGGAGGUCCGAGUGCUCAGAAGUCUCUAUCAGGAGAGGGUCCAACCCCAGCAGACCCUUGUGGCGAAGCUCAAAGGCAGUGUCAGGGCCCUGGUGUCCUCCGCCCCAAAUCUCCAGCUGGAGACUAAAGGCAUCCUGGACAAGGCCACUUACCUGAAAGGGGAGCUGCCUGCCUGGGCCACCCGCGUCCUGAGGAAUGAAAGCGAGUGCUACCUGACCCGGGAGAUGGGCUACUUCUCCCAGUACCUGGCCUGGCUGAGAGAGGAGGUGACUCAGCACAUCGCCACCUGCCAGCCCCUCUCCAGAGCCCUGGACAAUGGCCGUGUGAUCCUGUGUGACAUGAUGGCUGACCCCUGGAAUGCCUUCUGGUUCUGCUUGGCAUGGUGCACCUUCUUCUUGAUCCCGAGCAUCAUCUUUGCUGUCAAGACCUCCAAAUAUUUCCGCCCCAUCCGGAAACGUCUCAGCUCCACCAGCUCCGAGGAGACGCAGCUCUUCCACAUCCCCCGUGUCACUUCCCUGACGCUGUAG
Molecule: messenger RNA, 2499 nt
Organism: Trichechus manatus latirostris (Florida manatee)
Lineage: Eukaryota; Metazoa; Chordata; Mammalia; Sirenia; Trichechidae
Gene: PROM2
Product: prominin 2
Exons: 23
Coding region: 1-2499 (832 amino acids)
Cellular component (GO): cilium; plasma membrane; apical plasma membrane
Molecular function (GO): cholesterol binding
Source: RefSeq, a predicted model, not a curated record